Molecule: messenger RNA, 1067 nt
Organism: Purpureocillium takamizusanense
Lineage: Eukaryota; Fungi; Ascomycota; Sordariomycetes; Hypocreales; Ophiocordycipitaceae
Exons: 2
Coding region: 257-871 (204 amino acids)
Biological process (GO): ubiquitin-dependent protein catabolic process
Cellular component (GO): cytoplasm
Molecular function (GO): ubiquitin protein ligase activity
Source: RefSeq, a predicted model, not a curated record
CGCGCCAACUGGACCCUGGCUGCCGCAGACUUGCGACGACAUCUCUCUGCCUGCCGUGCCUACACCCAUCCACCCUCACCUCAGCAUCGACCCUCAAACACCGCCCCUUUACCCCCGCGAGGUUGACCGCAUCCCCCCAGACUCCGCGCGUCUCCUAUACGCCCAUCUACCCCGGGCUUGUCCACACGUAUACUGAACCACCGCAAACUCCUGUACCACCGCGACCUCGAGGUUUCCCACCCUCACUUCGCCCAUCAUGGCCACUCAAUACGAAGUCGAGCACAACAUCCAGUUCUCGGAGCCCCGUCGCACCGGCCGCCGCGUCGACAUGGCUUCCUUCUUCUCCCUCCUCAACCAGCUCAGCAGCGACCCGCAGCCACGAUCGUCAUCAUCAACGGGCACGCGCUCGCCGCACAACAACCCGCACGCGACGCCCACCCCCGUCGACACGGCCGCCCUCUUCCGCCUGCUGCAGGACCAGCUGCAGACGCUGUCCGCCACGGCCCCCACGCCCGACAACCGCGACUUCCUCGACCGCCUCGUCGCCUCCCUCGACGAGGACAUCCACGACCCCCCCACCACGCUCCGCGGCGUCGACCAGCAGUUCGUCGACACCCUCGACCGCGUCGGCCGCAAGGGCCUCGCCCCCGACGACGACUGCGCCAUCUGCAAGGUCCCCUACCUCGAGGACGAGUGGUGCCUCGUCGUCGAGCUGCCCUGCCGCGGCCGCCACCGCUUCGACCUCGAGUGCGUCGGGCCCUGGCUGCGCAGCAAGGGCACCUGCCCCAUGUGCCGCGAGGAGAUGGGCAAGAAGAAGCCCGUUCCCGUGGUCGAGGACGACGAGGAAGAGGACGACAUGAUGUAUGGGUAGCCGAGGCGUGCAGAUGCGAGGGCAAGGCGGCGAGGCGUAAAGGCGGGCUGGCUGGCGGAGCGAACAAGGGGGGGUUCUGUCCCGAGGGUGAAAUGGCGUAUUCUGGAGUCUCAUCGUGUGGCAUUUCGACGGCUUCGCAACGCAUCAUCAUUCAUAUACCAUCCGUCACAUCAGGUGCUUCUGGUUUGAAUCUACA